GCAAAUUAGUAGGGGAGUAAAAUGGUAAUAUGUGACAAGUAUUACCCCUAUAGUUCUAUGGAAUAGUCCACCCCCUCUCUUUGGGAGGUCUAUCACCAUAUGGAAUAAAUCAGUCUGAGUUUGAUUUUGGCGGGAAGAAGACCUCUGGUGUGUAUUGCUGGGGGAGACUGCUACAGUAUUCUGUGGAGGAGUAACCAGUAAUUUCCAGACCCACACAGGCCAGCACUUUGGUACUAUGCUCUAAAGCAAAGGAUGCCCCAAAAUAUAUCAGUGGAAUCAUGAGUCAAAAUCAACCUGGCUGGGUUAGUAAAGCUAGAGACCAAAGACUACAGUGCAGGAGAACAGAUUGCAGUUGCAGACAAGACAGACUGAUCAAGCUGUCCCAACUGGAAAGCAUCCCUGUCUUCGUGGAUGCCCCAAUAGGUACUUUCAUCGUUCGAAUGGACACCGCAACUGCAACCCUCCAGGACAUACGACAGGCAGCUACAAAGCGAGGCAAGAACAUCACUAACUGUUUGUUUACAACACCAGAUGGGGAGGUCAUCAGGAGGAGCAUGGAAUAUCUCUUACAAUAUGAGGAGAUCUUGCAUGCUUCAGGCUUAUGCUUUCUGAGGAUGGAAUGGGCACACCCCAAGGACACCCCCACCCUAUCCAGCACCACCAGUGAAUCUCCCCCACCUAUAGCCAGUAUCCCUAGUGAUUCUCCCCUGGCCAUGGAUACAACUUCUUGUGAAUCCUUCCUACCUAGUACCCCUGUUCAAUCUCAGUAUUUUAAUCCCAAACACCCCAAUGUGCAUCACUUAGAGGCUAAAUCCCAGCGAGUCCCACCCAUGGCCAACAACUGCAGUGAAUCUCCCCCGCCCAGUAUGGUCGGUAAACCCCCAUUGCCAAGCAGCAGUGAUCCACCCCCAGAGUUAUACCCUAUAUUCACCAAGAAAAGGAAGUGGACAUGUACUUCUUCAAUGCCAAAAUUCCAUGUAUACAGCCAGGAUGACAUUGCAAACUCCACCACAGACAAGGAAAAACAGUACAAACAGCUGUGGAACAGCAUUGGGGAGGAGGAGGCAGUGCAGAGCAUGACCAAGGUGCAAAUGCAGGAGGAGGUCAACGAACGCUGGCGAACAAUCAAGGCCCAAGCUGCCGACCCUACCCCUACCCCUACCACCAUGACCAGUACCACUGUUGUAACCCAUACCACAAGUACCCCCACCAGUACCACUACUGUUACUGUGACCACUACUGUCACAACUGUCACUACCACCCCACUGUUAGACCAGCUGCCUGGCCUCAGGGCUCAGCUGGACCCUGACAAGGAACAUCUAGUAGAGAACAACUUGCAGCGGUAUUUCGAUAACCCUGAGGAACUAGACAAGGUUGUAGAGGUGAUCAGGAGGAGACACGUGAAGAAAGGAGUGAGUGCAGGCUUCGUCAAACAUCACAUAUUGAAGCUUACUGUUAGCUAGUUUUUGUAUGAUGCCAAAGGAAUAGGUGAUAACAUUCUAUCAUAACAGUGUGUGUGUGUGUGUAGCUUAUACUAUACCUAUUCUAAAAAACUGGUAGGUAAUACCUACAGGCCUUUUACUGGUUUACUGGUUCGGAGCUAAACCUAGUCCAAAUCAGUAAUUGUCUGCAAAAACUUUUGAAUAGGCAAUAUUCAAAACAAAGGUCCAUUUCCCUACAAAGGAAUCUAUUUCAUGGAGUAUUGACUCCUAUUGGCAUAUUAGUAAUCCUAUCUUCAUGUAAACAAUACUACUGCCUCUGUUUAUUUUGACCAAGUUUGACUGUAGAAACUGUCAACUCUCCUCAACUUUGCACUUGUUAUUUUCUUGGGCCGAAAAGCCUCAAAACACAUGAACGCUUGGUGGUAUAAUUAGUUCAUUUUCAAAUUGUUCCAAAAUCUGGUCCACUGGGUUUUAAAGUCCCUUUUUUCUGGACCAGUCAAACAAACAAAAAACAAUUUUGUACUGGUACCCACCAGUCCAACCAUGCCAGGCAGUGCAUUUUACUGGGGAACGGUACAGGGGAAAAAUGAAUAUUUGUAAUGUUUUGUCUGUUUUGGUGUUUAUGUUAUAAAAUUUGAGGUGGUGGCUCCCCAUGGUGUAAUAUGUACUAGUAUCUUAGUUGUUAUUGAAGAAAGAAAUUAAACCUUACUAGUUAAAUUUCAGGGUAACUAAUUGAAUUAGAAUAGUCUAUGUUAUACUUCUCUUCAUUAACUACUUCGGUCCUGCAAUGCAUUAGACGUUUACCUUGGGGCAAGGACUUGCAAUAAACUUAUUACUUUUUGUAUUAUUGACAUGACUCAUAUAGCUGUUUUAACGUUAUGUACAGUGGAAAAAUGGCCGGACAGAAAAUGGAAAUAAACAAUGUAUGAU
Molecule: messenger RNA, 2372 nt
Organism: Branchiostoma floridae (Florida lancelet)
Lineage: Eukaryota; Metazoa; Chordata; Leptocardii; Amphioxiformes; Branchiostomatidae
Product: flocculation protein FLO11-like
Exons: 5
Coding region: 279-1463 (394 amino acids)
Source: RefSeq, a predicted model, not a curated record